GCGGGGUCGAAGUUGACCCUGUGGAGUGGUGUUGACCUCCACAGCUGCUCUGCUCAGCUCUGAAUCAUGAAGACCCUCACGCUGCUGCUGCUGCUGCUGGCCUGUUUCUGCCACCAAAUAUCCGGGAAAGUGUUCCUGAGGAGCGCAGACGCUAACGCGCUGCUGCGGCGCUCCCGGCGCGCGAACUCGGGCUUCCUGGAGGAGCUGAAGCCCGGGAACCUGGAGCGCGAGUGUCGAGAGGAGAUCUGCGACUACGAGGAGGCGCGAGAGGUCUUCGAGAACGACGAUAAAACGAAAGCUUUUUGGCUGACAUACCAUGCCCGGGAGCCGUGCUUGACCAACCCAUGCAAAAACAAUGGGACUUGUAUAUAUUUGGGAAAGUCCUAUGUUUGCCAGUGCCUGGAGGGCUUUGAGGGAAAAUAUUGUCAAGAAGUUUUUGAAGACACUCUGAAGUGCCUGUAUCUAAAUGGUGGCUGUGAGCACUUCUGUGAUGGUUCAGGCCCCAGGCGGAAAUGUUCAUGUGCCUCGGGUUAUUCUCUUGGAGUGGACGGAAAGACCUGCAUUGCACAAGUCCAGUAUCCCUGCGGGAGGGCACCUCUUCAGAUGAAUCAGACAGAUUUACCACGAGCAGUUAGUGGAAAUCAGUGCCCUAAAGGCCACUGCCCCUGGCAGGUCCUGUUGGAUUAUAAAGGAGAAAGUCUCUGUGGUGGAGUUUUAGUGGAUGCCAGUUGGAUCAUUACUGCUGCUCACUGUGUGCAUGAAAAAGAUAUAAAUCAUUUGAAGGUUAUAGCAGGCGACCAUAAUAUUGACAUAAUGGACGGCACAGAGCAAGCUUUUCCUGUAAGCAGCGUGAUCAUCCACAAGGACUACGACCCUGUGUCAUUGGACAGCGACCUGGCUCUUUUGCGGCUACGUGAUCCAGCUACGUUUUCACCUCACGUUGUCCCUGUCUGUUUGCCAACAUUCCAGUUUGCUGAGACAGAGCUAGCCGCUGUCCGCUUCCAUACUGUGAGUGGAUGGGGCCAGCGGACAGAAGGGGGUAACGUCCGGGGCUUUCAGGGUCCCAGAGGCCCAGUUUCCCCUGUGCUACGCAAGCUUGCUGUACCAAUCUUGUCCAAGCCGCUGUGUGCUGUUAAGAGUGGGGUUAAUAUCACUGAUAACAUGUUCUGCGCUGGGUAUUUUGAGGGCAGUCAGGAGUCCUGUCGAGGAGAUGACGGCAGCCCUCUAGUCACUAAGUAUGAAGACACUACCUUUCUAACAGGGAUAGUGUCCUGGGGUAAGGGCUGUGCCCAUCCAGGAUUCUAUGGGAUAUACACCAAAGUUUCCAACUUUUUAGAUUUCAUUCAGCAGGGCAUAUCCACUCCAGCUGCCAAGCUAGACACACUCAGCACGAGUCUAAAUGCUUCAGUCACAGCAGCUCCUCCUCUUGAACAGGCAAAAAAAAAGAUUAGACCUCCUGUGUCUGCAGUCCAGAAUUCACUCCUCUCUUAUAGAAACGCGCCUUGUGAUAAAAAACUUGCCAUGUUUUGCAUUUUGAAAUCCUUCUUUUUUCUUCUUCUCGUACAUUGUGCCACUUCUGAGGUAUUCCUCCAGGACAAGGAUGCCAACCAGGUCUUUACUCGGAAGAGACGAGCUAACAGCGUGUUUGAGGAGUUUAAAAAGGGUGACAUGGAGCGAGAGUGCAGAGAAGAGAGGUGCAGCUAUGAGGAGGCCCGCGAGAUCUUCGAGAACAAUGAAAAGACGGAUGAGUUCUGGAAUGUUUACUACGACGGAGAUGCAUGCCUAUCCCAACCAUGUUUCAACAAUGGUGUUUGCAAAGAUGGAAUAAAUAAAUAUAUCUGCUUCUGCCCUGAACUGUUUCAGGGCUACAACUGUGAGAUUGUUAUACCAAUGCUGUGUGAAGACAAGAACGGUGGUUGUGAGCACUUCUGCAAUGUGGAGCGCAAUACUGCAGUCUGUUCAUGUGCCAAAGGCUACAAACUGGCUCCUGAUGGAAGGUCUUGCAGAUCUGAUGAUCCCUUCAAAUGUGGUCAAGUGCUUCCCAAGAACACCCGAAGUCUCCUCACACAUCAUGAUGUGGAAAACAUCACUGUUACUACCAAUAGCACUGGCCAUCCCAACAUCAUAAAUAGUACCAAAGAUUCUGCGAAAUCCCCCACCAAAAAGGCAGCCUCAAAUUCCACUCAGACAGAUCCAGAUAGCUUGUUUAGCUUGCUUGGGUUUGAUGAAGAUGAACUCAGUUCACAUGUAAUAGAGGAACCAGUGAUUCCAGAAAGGUCUGGUGACACAAGGAUUGUCAAUGGGGAAGACUGUCAACCUGGAGACUGUCCGUGGCAGGCCCUGCUGGUGAAUGAGGAGAAAAUCGGAUUUUGUGGAGGGACCAUCCUGAACACAUACUUCAUUCUGUCUGCUGCCCACUGCAUGAACCAGUCUCGCUCCAUCACAGUUAUUCUAGGUGAAUUCGACACCCUGACCAGAGAAGGCCGUGAGGUGACCCAUGCAGUCGACCAGGUUCUGGUCCACAUGAAUUACGUCCCCGAAACCUACCACAAUGACAUCGCUCUCAUCAAGCUAGUCAAGCCCAUCACCUUCACCAAAUACAUCCUCCCCGCCUGCCUGCCUGAACGCGACUUUGCAGAGCGUGUGCUCAUGCAACAAGAAGACGGCCUGGUCAGUGGCUUUGGCCGUGUCUUCGAGGGUGGCCCACAGUCCACCAUCUUGCAAAAGCUGACUGUGCCCUACGUCGACCGAGCCACCUGCAUGGAGUCCACCAAGUUCAAGAUCUCUAAUCGCAUGUUCUGCGCUGGUUAUGACCAAGAGACCAAAGACGCCUGCCAGGGCGACAGCGGCGGACCGCAUGUCACCAAGUACAAAAACACCUGGUUUGUGACGGGGGUGGUGAGCUGGGGUGAAGGUUGUGCUCGGAAGGGAAAGUACGGCGUCUACACGCAGGUGUCCAAGUACAUCAAGUGGAUCGAGAUGGUCAUGGACAAGGUCAUGCCCAAAACAGGAGCUUCAGGAAAGGCAAGAAAGAAGAGACAGGUCCUUGGGUAUAUGCCUGUGAUACCAAUGUGAUAGAAGUUCAUCCACAAACUGAGACACAUAUAAGAGAUGCAUGCAAAUCAAUUAAAUAACAACUAAAUAAAGAUUCUUUAUUGAUUCA
Astyanax mexicanus (Mexican tetra) is the source of this 3163-nucleotide messenger RNA. It is a transcript of the gene f10, whose product is annotated as coagulation factor X. The record is from RefSeq and is a predicted model, not a curated record. Bases 67 to 3075 code for a protein of 1002 amino acids. Gene Ontology annotation, cellular component: extracellular region. NCBI's taxonomy places the organism in Eukaryota, Metazoa, Chordata, Actinopteri, Characiformes, Acestrorhamphidae. The transcript has 16 exons. Gene Ontology annotation, biological process: proteolysis. Gene Ontology annotation, molecular function: calcium ion binding; serine-type endopeptidase activity.